GUAUCACAAGUGAUUAGCCUCUUGCCGCCCGAAGUAAUCGCUCAAAUUCGACGGGCCUGUGAGAACUCCGAUGGCGGUAGUAGUGGUGAAAAUCGUGCUUCAUUGGACUCCGCGACUCCCAACAGCAUCGAAAAGCACCCUACAGACACAGAGACUAUUGCCCACCGUGUCCACGCCAUCCUCGUCCGAUACUUGGGCCCAGGAUCGCUAGCUACAUUUUUCCAGUCAAACACCAGCGAAGAAUCCACCCCCCGGGUUCCCCACUCCGCCUCUUCCUGCGUCUAUGGAAGCCUUACCGAAUCAUGUGACUUCAGUAAUCGCGAAAUCGACAAUGUCAUGUUCAACGUCGUUUUCCUGCUCGUCCACCCCAAGCUUGGUUUCUACCACGAGAAUUUUCAGAAACACGCCUCAGUCACGUUCACAAUACCGGCAAUCUCUGGUAUCUGA
This is a messenger RNA of Dibothriocephalus latus, 447 nucleotides long. The record is from the annotation of a GenBank genome assembly. NCBI's taxonomy places the organism in Eukaryota, Metazoa, Platyhelminthes, Cestoda, Diphyllobothriidea, Diphyllobothriidae.